Messenger RNA from Doryrhamphus excisus (bluestripe pipefish), 1589 nucleotides. It is a transcript of the gene atg5, whose product is annotated as ATG5 autophagy related 5 homolog (S. cerevisiae). Gene Ontology annotation, biological process: piecemeal microautophagy of the nucleus; protein lipidation involved in autophagosome assembly; cellular response to nitrogen starvation. The record is from RefSeq and is a predicted model, not a curated record. Gene Ontology annotation, cellular component: phagophore; Atg12-Atg5-Atg16 complex; autophagosome. Gene Ontology annotation, molecular function: Atg8-family ligase activity. NCBI's taxonomy places the organism in Eukaryota, Metazoa, Chordata, Actinopteri, Syngnathiformes, Syngnathidae.
UCUUCGGCUGUCUUUGGCAUGUCAGCUGAAGAAUGACAACAUCGACCAGCACGGCCCUUUUUCCCCGACUACUGGCUGCAAAACCCAGACAAAAGUAGGCUUUUCACGAUUGCUACACACGAACAAACUAUCAGUUCAUCAUGACAAAAUCCUAACCUAAAGCCAACUUUGUCAGGAAGCUCGAGUGCUUUGGACUCGUCCAGUCUUUAUGAGCCACUGGGAGGAGCAGCAACAUCAUGGCAGAUGACAAAGACGUGCUGAGAGACGUCUGGUUCGGCAGGAUACCAACCUGCUUUACUCUCAACCAGGAUGAAGUGACCGAGAGGGAGGCGGAGCCUUAUUAUCUGCUGUUGCCCAGGGUGAGCUACCUGACAUUGGUCACCGACAAGGUGAAGAAGCACUUCCUCAAAGUGAUGAAGGCUGAGGAUGUUGAGGAGAUGUGGUUUGAAUACGAAGGGACGCCACUCAAAUGGCACUAUCCAAUUGGAGUUCUGUUCGACCUCCAUGCUUCCAACUCUGUCUUGCCGUGGAACAUCACCGUACACUUUAAGAACUUUCCAGGUCAUGAUCUGCUGCACUGCUCAUCCAGCUCUGUGAUCGAGGCUCACUUUAUGUCCAGCAUCAAGGAGGCGGACGCACUCAAGCACAAGAGCCAAAUCGUCAACGACAUGCAGAAAAAGGACCACAAGCAACUGUGGAUGGGACUGCAGAAUGAUAAAUUUGAGCAGUUCUGGGCCAUGAACCGGAAACUGAUGGAGUAUCCCACUGAGGAGGGAGGAUUCAGAUACAUCCCAUUCAGGAUAUACCAGACAAUGAGCGACAGGCCCUUCAUCCAGAAACUGUUCCGUCCCGUUUCGCCUGAAGGCAACGCUCACACUCUUGGCGACCUGCUCAAAGAGAUGUACCCUGCUGCGUUUCCUGGCCAGGGUGAGCAGAAACGCUACCAAGUUCUGAUCCACGGCAUUGAGCCGCUACUGGAUACGCCGCUGCAGUGGCUCAGUGAGCAUCUCAGCCACCCGGACAACUUCCUGCACAUCUGCGUGGUCCCCGCCCCCACCGACUGAGGCCAGCCCUCUCUCACUAUUGUCGUGACAACCCACUAACCAGCUGACCGCCAAACGACGUCGACGGCUGUGACAUUGGCAGAGACUUGUCGGACUGACUCUUUAAAGAGACCACCACAACAAGAUGGAGAAGGAGAUGGAAGGAAGGAAUGUUCCUCUUCAUCAAUGAAUGUCUCCUCCUCUUCCGAAGACUCACUUCCAGGAAGACAAGCUCAUCAUUAUAAGAGGAGAGAGGAAGAACUUUUGAUGCUUGCUUUUGGUUCCCACAUUCCUGUGUCUCAUCCUUAUUACAUAUUUGAGUUUACAUGUGUGUCCUCUCAAACAGUCCACAACUGGCCCAUCCUGGACUGGACCAGGCCUGCCAACAACUAACAAGCAGGCCAUGUUUACGACCACUUCAACGUUUCUGUUGUCCCUUCACCUUCCAAGCAGCCGUGCUGUGAUUCAGCUGCUUGUUUUGUCUUUCUGUGGUUGUGGCCAGUGCGCCACUGUCACAAGCAAAAGAAUAAACGUCUUGUUUGUGUC